GCCAUGUCCUACAACAAGAUCCCGCCGCGCUGGCUCCACUGCCCCAGGAGGGGACAGCCCGUGGCAGGGAAGUUUUUACCUUUGAAGACAAUGUUAGGACCAAGAUAUGAUGAACAGGUUGCUGAAGAAAAUCGUUUUCACCCGAGUAUGUUAUCCAACUACUUAAAGAGUCUGAAGGUUAAAAUGGGUUUGCUGGUAGACUUGACCAACACCACUAGAUUCUAUGACAGAAAUGAUAUAGAGAAAGAGGGAAUUAAAUAUAUAAAGCUCCAAUGUAAAGGGCAUGGUGAGUGCCCUACACCUGAGAAUACAGAAACAUUUAUCCGUGUAUGUGAGCACUUCAGUGAUAAGAAUCCUUCAGAGCUCAUAGGUGUCCAUUGUACACAUGGUUUCAAUAGAACUGGAUUUUUGAUCUGUGCCUUUUUGGUUGAGAAGUUGGACUGGAGUAUUGAGGCUGCUGUGGCUACUUUUGCUCAGGCCAGACCUCCAGGUAUUUAUAAAGGUGACUAUUUGAAGGAAUUAUUUCGUCGUUAUGGUGAUGAAGAUGAUGCACCACCACCACCAGAGCUUCCAGAAUGGUGCUUUGAUGAAGAUGAAGAGGAGGAUGAUGAUAAUGGUAAAACUGGAGGCCCAGAAUCAGAACCCGGCUCAUCAAGCUCUUCCUUUGGCAAGAGGAGAAAAGAACGCCUAAAACUGGGUGCAAUUUUCUUGGAAGGAAUAACAGUUAAAUGUGUGACACAGGUGACAACGCAACCAAAAUUAGGAGGAAUACAGCAAAAAUGUCAGCAGUUCUGUGGAUGGGAAGGGACCGGAUUCCCUGGAGCACAGCCUGUUUCCAUGGACAAGCAAAAUAUUAAAUUUUUGGAGCAGAAGCCAUACAAAGUUAGCUGGAAAGCAGACGGCACCCGGUACAUGAUGCUGAUUGAUGGCAAGAAUGAAGUUUAUAUGAUUGAUAGAGACAAUUCCAUUUUUCAUGUAUCCAACCUGGAAUUUCCGUUUCGUAAAGAUCUUCGCACACAUCUAACAAACACUCUUCUAGACGGGGAAAUGAUCAUCGACAAGGUUAAUGGACAGGUUGUCCCUCGGUACUUGAUAUAUGACAUUAUUAAGUUUAAUGGACAGCCUGUUGGAGACUGUGAUUUUAAUGUUCGACUUGCAUGUAUAGAGAAAGAGAUUAUAUUUCCACGACAUGAAAAGAUGAAAAGUGGUCUCAUUGACAAAGCACAGGAACCGUUCAGUGUUCGAAACAAACCAUUUUUUGACAUCUACACUUCCAGAAAGCUCCUCGAAGGAAACUUUGCCAGAGAAGUUAGCCAUGAAGUGGAUGGACUGAUAUUUCAGCCUACAGGAAAAUACAAGCCUGGUCGAUGUGAUGAUAUUUUGAAAUGGAAGCCACCCAGCCUGAACUCAGUUGAUUUCCGUCUAAAGAUAACAAGAAUUGGUGGAGAGGGGCUACUCACCCAGAAUGUUGGUCUUCUUUAUGUUGGAAACUUUGACAGACCUUUUGCACAAAUUAAGGUGACAAAAGAACUCAAACAGUAUGACAACAAAAUUAUAGAGUGCAAGUUUGAGAACAACAGCUGGGUCUUCAUGAGACAGAGGAUAGACAAAAGCUUUCCAAAUGCCUACAGCACUGCCAUGGCUGUCUGCAACAGCAUCCAGAAUCCAGUGACAAAGGAGAUGCUGUUUGAGUUCAUUGACAGAUGUGCAGCAGCUUCCCAAGGACAAACACGGAAGCACCACCUCGAUCCUGACACUGAACUGAUGCCACCCCCGCCACCCAAAAGGCCUCGUACCAUAACAUAGGGCCUUGUCUCAGAGAAUCCUCUGUGUGUACAGUUCUGCAGAAGGUGACAUGCAAGUGUGAAGGCUGGGAAAAGAGAGAUCUGAAUUGCUCUAAGUACUUGUGUGUGUUUUUUGAGUUUGCUUUUAGUUUUGUUUUGUUUUUCUGAAUUCCACAUACAAACGGACGUUGUUUUGUAACUGAUAAAUUCAACCUUACCUUAUGGUAUUUGAAGAUUAAAUUUCCAAAGGUUUAGGCAAGAACCAAGUACAAUGAAGUCAGUGGAAAGCUGCCUUGUUUAUAUAUGGAUCUCUUUUCACCUUUAAUUUAUAAUGUCAACAGUCUGGAACUGAGGAAAUACUGGGAUGCCGUACUUUUUAGGAGCUGUGUUUAAAAAAGCAGAAGUGUUUUUUUUAUUCUUUUUAUUAAACUGGCUGUGAUUUAUCACCCAUAGUAUAACAGAUCAUAGUUUCCCUGCAUUUCUGAGAUUUGUGUUUAACAGCAAACAGCAAUGUUGUUUGUGUUCUCUGUUGAUUAAAAACUAAGCCACCUUAGAUUACUCUAAUUUCGAAAUUAGCUGUGUUUUUGUUGUUGAAAUAUUAAAAAAGCAAAUUCUUCUUGUAAAUAGCAUCCCUCUGAAACAAGGGAAUGUGCUGGAUGUUUGCUUUUUCCUCAUGUUUGAACCUAAUGCCAAAUGUAUAGUGGGCUGAUUUUAGCUUUGCCUUUUUAUCUGUAGAUCAGAAAUUUACCAAAUCCUUAGUAUUAAGGUCUCUGUUAAAGAGACUGUUUCUAGUACAGGGCUUAGUUCUCCACAGUGAUACCAUUGUAAAUACUUACUAAGAAGUACAUAUCACUGUGAUAUGCAAGAGUAAUUAGCAGCUCUGAUAAUGAAGUUUUGCAUCCAGGCACAAAAUGGCAAAACAAAUGCCAGGCAACUCCUGUGUAAAGGAGAAGGUAGUUUCAGUGGACGAGAGCCACAUCAGACAGAAAGUCUCCUGAUUUACAUAAUUACAGGACAAAAGUAAGUCAUUUUGGAGUGGUAGAUGAGUGUUCCAGGGAACAGGACACUCAUUUUCAAAGAUGGGGUUGGCUGUCCUGUGGCACUGUGCUCAUCCUCUGGCUGACUUUUUUCUUACCAAAUGAAGAAGCACAUGAAUGCCCUAAUGGCUUUUGUUGCAGCGGACUGGCAGAUGUUCAUAAUAUUAAUUUUGAGAAGCUGCCGUCUGGCUGUCUAAGGGAGGAGUUGUUCUGAGCUGGGAUUAAUUGGAAACCAAAUGCAGAUUUUAAAGUUUACUGUCCAUUUAUCAAGCAGGGAUUGAAUUGGCUCUUUCUAUCAUUUACUUAGUGUGUGAGUCAUCCAUCCAUUCACUAGUCUGAUUAGUGAAGGUCAUUAAUUUGUUAUAACUAAAAUGCAUUUCUGUUUAAAUGAGUUUCAUGUUUGUUUGUAAACAAAAUUUACUCCUGUAUUUUUUUUUCUGUAUGAAAACUUUAUGACUUUGCUUUGUGGUGGCUUCUCUGGUUAUUUCAACCUGUUGUAUACAUGCACACGGCAUCAUUUAGAUGGUGUUCCUGAUUUCUCUUUCUGGGAUAUUCCACAUGUGUUUUAGAGAACUGAAGGAGUUAUAUAUGUUACUUUUUAUACUAUGGUAAAACUUGAGGGGAAAAAAUGCUUUCAUCAAAGUUCUUUUUUUCAACUGUACAUAGUUUCUGCACAUUAUCUAUUGAAAAGAUUUAAUAUCACCUAUGCAAGGUUGCAAAAUGAUCUCUUAAAAAGAGCCUUAUUAAUUUGAUGUGAAAACCUAUGCAUCCUCUGUGCAUCUUGCAUUGAAACCCACAGUUAAUUAUUUCUUUGCUCGGUAUGAAUAAUUUCCCCCAGAUUAUACUUGUCAGUGAGAUCAUCAUAGCAUACACUUUGUCACUGCUCUCCAUGGUUCAUGGCAAUUACAGUGUGUAUGAUGAUUACAGCCUUCUCUGUGAGGUUAGGACUUUUCAUUUUUUUUAAGAAUGUAUCCAGGUUAUUUCCGUCUUUCUCCUUCCCAGCUCUCGCAUCUUGUAUUUCAGCAAGACCUGGCUUCUGAUUUACCUUUUACUUCAGAGCUGCAGCACUGCAAGCUGUCUUCCAUGUGCAUUCCACUAAGUCCAUGUAUGUGUUUUGGCCCUUGUAUUUUGACAAGUGUCUUUUUUCCCUCUCUUGGUUUGAAAUGGAUUUUUUGAAAGUAUAAUGAUUCUGAGAAGGUGCAGAGCUCCAUGUUCACAUUUGACUGUCAAACUUGUCUUGCACUGUGACCUGUAGCUUUUCAGAGAGGUCAAUCACCUUUGCUUUUCUGUAAGGGGAGGCUCCUGGGGAAGGUUUGAAUGAAGGUGGUGAAAACAAAUGGACUUUGACUUGGACUAGAUGGUUUUAAUGCCAUGGGAAAUGCAAACCUCCUUUCUCUGCUACUAGAUAUUCAAGAGAUUGAAGCUAAAAAGCAGAGUCUGUGCCAGGAAAAUAAUGAUGAGGAUGAAAAACAAUACCCUAACUUGUCUGCUCUUUGGUGUACAGCAUGAUUUCAUCCACUGUUUUGUCAUUUGUUAAAUAUAUAAUUAAAAUUUGGGUUCAGUGGAGUUUCCAGAAAAUGUAAGUACAUUCCUCUAAAAACCAUGUAUUAAGUAUUUUAAUAAAGUCAGUGGUUUAAAAUACUUUCCCUAAAGAUGUAUCUGCUUUCAAUGCCUUUCCAAUGGUACUGUGGUACCAGUGCAAAGUACAAGGAUACGUCAGUGUUACUGUUGUUCAGUCCUGCAAGAAAAUGAUCCACAUUUUUCAGUGGCUUUUUUCUGAGGUAGGAGCCCCCCAGCCUAGCAGUGGCCAUGAUCCAGUGUGCUCUUUUUGAAUGCAAUUUGAUCUUGCUGCAAAUAGAACCAAAAGGAAAACAAUUGAUGCUUGAAGUACAUGUUCUAUGGCAGGCUAAUGUUAUGUAGCUUAUCAAUUCAGUGUUAAGUGCAGCUGCAUGAAAAGUUGUGCAAGAGGUCUGCAGGAGUCUUUUCUGAUAAUUUAUCAUUCAUCACGACCCUACAGCUGGUAGCCCACCUACUUGGAUCAGCUCCUGGACCUGUAUUGUAGUAAGGCAGUUUCCUUUAUCAAAUUGCAGCUGUCUAGGUGGCACUUUUCAGGAACUUAAAAGCCUAUCUUGAUUUUUAUAAUUUCUUUCUCAUUAAAAUUCUGCUUCCACUGCUGUUAUGUUCUUGCUAUGUGUACAAUUCUUGUGGUGCUUCUCUCAACCAUUUCUGACUUUGCAGUGCUUCAGUGUGAAUGUCAAACCUGAUCUGACAUUUGAGCACACUAGGAGAGGUAUGGGAACUUCUGUAUCCCCUGCUCAGUCUGCUCUGUAUGCAUUAAGAAAGGGGAUUGAUGUGCCUGGGCCAGCACGUCACACUGUGUAGUUUGUGUUGGCUUGGUUGUUCACUGGAGCAGUCCUUCAGGAUCCCUGCUCCUCUGCAUGGCAGCUCAUCACUUCUGUGCCUAAGAGAUGUGACUUUAUAUUUGCAUCAUGUGUAAGGCAUAAUUGUCUCUUACAACCUCAGAGCAUUCUCAAAGGUGAUGGCACAGCAAGGUAAUUUCCUAGGAUUCAUCUAUACUCAGCAGAGAGAGAAAGGGAGCUGAAAUCAGAUUUGUUCCUCUUGCAUCUUUCAUGCAGAUUUUUGUCUCUUCAGUCCUUCCUCUCAAUUCUGCCUCAUUUGAUAUGAUGUGUCACAUUUUAUGUUACUUUCCUGUGUUAUUAGGAUUUUGUGAGCAAAGUGUUAAAUAUUUUUAUUUCAUAGCAUUGAAA
Messenger RNA from Sturnus vulgaris (Common starling), 5589 nucleotides. It is a transcript of the gene RNGTT, whose product is annotated as RNA guanylyltransferase and 5'-phosphatase. Gene Ontology annotation, biological process: protein dephosphorylation; 7-methylguanosine mRNA capping. Lineage: Eukaryota; Metazoa; Chordata; Aves; Passeriformes; Sturnidae. Gene Ontology annotation, molecular function: ATP binding; mRNA 5'-triphosphate monophosphatase activity; mRNA guanylyltransferase activity. The record is from RefSeq and is a predicted model, not a curated record.